This is a messenger RNA of Melospiza georgiana, 5767 nucleotides long. RefSeq names its product eukaryotic translation initiation factor 2 alpha kinase 4 (gene EIF2AK4). NCBI's taxonomy places the organism in Eukaryota, Metazoa, Chordata, Aves, Passeriformes, Passerellidae. Gene Ontology annotation, biological process: regulation of translational initiation by eIF2 alpha phosphorylation; DNA damage checkpoint signaling. Bases 1 to 4971 code for a protein of 1656 amino acids. The record is from RefSeq and is a predicted model, not a curated record. Gene Ontology annotation, molecular function: ATP binding; protein binding; eukaryotic translation initiation factor 2alpha kinase activity. The transcript has 39 exons. Gene Ontology annotation, cellular component: cytosol.
AUGGCCCGGGCCAGCGGCGGGCGGCAGCUGCCGGCGGAGCUCGCUGCGGAGCCGCCGGAGAGUUACCAGCUGCGGCAGGAGAACGAGCUCCAGGUGCUGGAGUCCAUUUACGGGCAGGACUUCCAGGACCUGCGGCAGAGCCAGGCCUGGAAGGUACGACAGCCUCCUGAAAUUAAUUUAGUUCUGCGUCCUCAGGGAUUGACCGGUGCUAAUGAAGUGUAUGCCAAAGUUGACCUGUGGGUCAAGUGUCCUCAUACUUACCCUGAUACAGUUCCUGAAAUACAGCUAAAAAAUUCAAAAGGCUUGUCAAAUGAGAAAAUAAAUGAACUAAAAUCCAGACUAACUGAAUUAGCAAAACAGUGCUGUGGAGAGGUCAUGAUAUUUGAACUUGCUGACCAUGUACAGUCAUUUCUCAGUGAGUAUAAUAAACCACCUUCCAAGUCUUUUCAUGAAGAAAUGCUAAAAAACCAUCAGAAAGAACAGGAAAGAUUGGCUCAGGAGGAAUUGCGUAAGGCACAAGAAGUUAAGAGAAGAGAGGAGCAGGAGCAACGUGAAAUCCUUAAUGAGAUUCAGAGAAGGGAGGAAGAGAAAAGGGAAGAAAGAAAAAAGAAGGAGAUUGCCAAACAGGAACGUUUGGAGAUAGCUGCUCUGACAAAUCAAGAAGAUUCUCACAGGAGAGAUACUGCAGGACCUAGAGCUGCUUCACGUUUCAAUGGGAGCUGUUUGGAACAUGGGGUGAAUAAUAAACACCGACCAAAUUCAGCUGGACGUUCCAAACGAGAACGCCAGCUUUCUGUUAGUAAUAAUGAAGAGUCCCCUGGAAAUCACGAAGUUCUGAACUUCAGCACAAGUGGUGCUGGACAGCUUACUGUCCAUAAAGGAAAAUGUCUAGGCAGAGAUGAACAGCUUGGUAAAUCUGUCUACAAUGCCUUGGAAAUUCACGGUGGAGACUUUGUUCUAAUAUAUGAGUGGGUUCUGCACUGGCAAAAAAAGAUGGGAAAGUUUCUUACAACUCAUGAAAUAGAAAAGAUUGAGAAGUCUAAGAAACAGCUUCAGGGAGCAGAAACAGAGUUCAACUCACUGGCGAAGCUAAAUCACCCAAACAUAGUACAUUACAAAUGUAUGAACCUCCAAGAACGGGACAACUCAAUUGUGGUGGAUAUUUUAGUGGAGCACAUAAGUGGUUGUAGCCUUUCCACGUACUUGGACAAAGAGACUCCAGUUCCAGUUGAGCAGUUGCGCCAUUAUGUGAUCCAGAUCUUGUCAGCUCUCGACUACUUGCACAGUAAUUCAGUAGUGCACAAGGUCCUUUGUGCUUCCAGUGUCCUGGUAGAUGCUGAAGGAAACAUCAAGGUCACAGACUACAGCAUUUCCAAGCGCUUAGCUGACAUCUGCAAAGCUGAUGUUUUUGAGCAAACCAAGGUUCGCUUUAGUGAGGAUGGUCUUCCCUACAAACCUGGAAAAAAAGGGGAUGUGUGGCGUCUGGGCUUGCUUCUGCUGUCGCUCAGCCAGGGCCAAGCAACCAAGGAAUUCCCAGUUGCUGUGCCUACCAAUCUACCUGCUGACUUUCAAGACUUUUUAGAAAAGUGUGUUUGCUUGGAAGAUAAAGAAAGAUGGACUCCUCAGCAGCUGCUACAACAUAGUUUUAUAAACAUUCCACGAAUAAAGAUACCUGUAGCUGAAGAAAAUCUAGAUGAUUCAGGAGGUAUAGAUUGCAUGGAGACAGUUGUACCCAGCAGUCAGAUAUCCAGUGCUUCAUUCUUCACAGAAACACAGAGACAGUUUUCACGAUACUACAAUGAGUUUGAAGAGCUAAAAUUACUUGGUAAAGGGGCUUUUGGAGCAGUCAUCAAGGUGAGAAAUAAGCUUGAUGGUUGCUAUUAUGCUGUGAAACGUAUUCGCAUAAACCCCACCAGCAAGCAGUUCCGGAGGAUUAAGGGGGAAGUGACGUUGCUUUCCCGCUUGAACCAUGAGAAUAUUGUGAGGUAUUACAAUGCUUGGAUAGAAAAACAUGAAAGUCCUGUUCCCACUGUGUCAACAUCUGGAACGACUGACGAAAGGAGAGUGCCCCCCAAAGCUGGUCUCUUCAUCCUUUCCACUGAGGAGACAAAUGAUGUGGAAACUAAUGCUCCCCCUCCGUGUUUGACCAGUUCAGUUGAGUGGAGCACUUCGUGUGAAAGAUCCUCCAGCAACAAAUUCAGUGGAGCUGAUCAGGAGUCCAGCGACGAUGACGAUGAUGGUGACGGCGUGUUCUCCCAUUCAAUUUUGCCAACCACAGAUUCUGAAAGCGAAAUAAUUUUUGAAAAUGAAGAUGAAAAUAGUAAAGGUCAUUCUCCAAAUGAAGAAGGCAAUGAAAAGAACAGCCAUGGAGGAGAGGACAGGACAGCAGUCGUUCAGACAGUGCAUUAUCUGUACAUUCAGAUGGAAUAUUGUGAAAAAAGCACAUUGAGGGACACUAUUGACCAAGGGUUACAUGAAGACACCAGUCGGCUUUGGAGGCUUUUCCGAGAAAUUUUGGAUGGGUUAGCUUACAUCCAUGAGAAGGGAAUGAUCCACAGAGACUUGAAACCUGUGAACAUUUUUUUAGAUUCAGAUGAUCAUGUGAAAAUUGGUGAUUUUGGUUUAGCUACAGAUUAUCCAGCAAAUGCAGUGGUCUCUAAACAAGAGGAAAAUCUCUCGGAUGGUUCUGCUGUGUCUGACCCAUCAGGUAACCUGACAGGGAUGGUUGGCACCGCGCUGUACGUCAGCCCAGAGGUCCAAGGAAGCACUAAAUCUACAUACAAUCAGAAAGUGGACCUGUUCAGCCUAGGUAUAAUAUUCUUUGAAAUGUGUUAUCAUCCUAUGAAUACUGCAUCCGAAAGGAUCUUUGUUCUUGGUCAGCUAAGGCUGCCUGCGAUUGUAUUUCCUAAGGACUUUGAUGAAGUCAAGCAUGCAAAGCAGAGAUUGGUUAUUACGUGGCUCCUGAACCAUGAUCCUGCAGCACGACCAACUGCUGUGGAGCUGUUAAAAAGUGAACAUCUUCCACCACCCCAAAUGGAAGAGUCUGAGCUCCAUGAAGUCCUGCACCACACCUUGGCAAACGUGGAUGGCAAGGCCUACCGGACCAUGAUGAGUCAGAUAUUUGCACAGAGAAUAUCUCCAGCAAUAGACUAUACUUAUGACAGUGAUAUGCUGAAGGGUAGUUUUUCUAUUUGGGCAGCCAAGAUACAGCAGCAUGUAUGUGACAUUGUCAGCCGGAUAUUUAAAAGACACGGAGCCAUCAAGCUGCAUACUCCACUGCUGAUGCCCAGAAAUAAGAAGCUAUAUGAACAUAAUGAAGCUUCAUAUUUCAUGGAUCACAGUGGGAUGCUGGUAAUGCUUCCUUACGACCUCAGAAUUCCUUUUGCAAGAUUUGUAGCUAGAAAUAACAUCUCAAACUUGAAAAGAUACUGUAUAGAGCGAGUUUUCAGACCUCGGAAGUUAGACCGCUGCCAUCCCAAAGAACUCCUAGAAUGUGCAUUUGACAUCAUUACAUCUACUGGAAAUAGCUUUUUGCCUAUAGCAGAAACCAUUUAUGCAAUUUCAGAAAUCAUUCAAGAAUUUUCAGUGCUACAGGAAAGAAAUUACAGUAUUUAUCUGAACCACACUGCCUUACUGAAAGCUAUACUUUUGCACUGUGGGAUACCAGAGGACAAACUCAAUCAAGUCUACAUCAUUCUCUAUGAUGCUGUGACUGAAAAGCUAACUAAAAGAGAAGUAGAAGCCAAGUUCUGUAAUCUUUCUCUCACAUCAGCUAGUCUUUCUCGACUCUAUAAAUUCAUUGAGCAGAAGGGAGAAGCAAGUAAUGUAUUUCCCUUUCUAAACACAAUGAUAAAACAAAAGCCAAGUGUCACUCAGCUGUUGAAGCAUGGCAUGAAGGAUUUAGAGGAAAUCAUUUGUCUGUUAAAGCAACUGGGAAUAAAACUUCAGAUCUCUAUAAAUCUGGGACUGGUUUACAAAAUACAGCAGCACAAUGGUAUUAUCUUUCAGUUUAUAGCAUACAUCAAAAGAAGACAAAGAACUGUGCCUGAAAUUCUUGCUGCAGGAGGCAGAUAUGAUCAUCUGAUUCCACAGUUCAGAGGGCCACAGACAGUAGGACCAGUUCCUUCAGCUGUUGGAGUCAGCAUAGCUAUAGAUAAAAUAACUGCUGCUGUUUCCAGCGUGGAGGAUUCUGUUUCUGUCAGCUCAUGUGACCUGCUGGUUGUAAGUGUUGGUCAGAUGUCAAUGGGUAGAGCUAUCAACAUUGUUCAGAAAUUCUGGACUGCAGGAAUUCCAGCUGAAAUAAUGUAUGACUGGUCCCAGUCCCAGGAAGAACUGCAGGAAUACUGCAGGUGCUCUGGGAUUACAUAUGUGGCUCUGGUGUCAGAGAAAGAAGGAAGUCAUGUGAAAGUGAAAUCCUUUGAGAAAGACAGGCAGACAGAGAAAAGGAUUUUGGAGUCUGACUUAGUAGAUCACCUGAUCCAGAAACUGAAAAUGAGAAUCGGUGACGAAAGAUGCAGUAGAGAAACCGCAGAUAAUCUUUCAAUACCAAAUCAAAAAGGAUCAUUUACUAAUAUUUCAGGUGUGUUUGAAUCACAUGGAACUCUUGCAGUGCCUAACGUUAGUGUUAUAGCCCCUGAAAAAUUGUCUGCCAGUGCCAGGCGGCGUCAAGAAAUUCAGGUGCAAACAAGACUUCAGGCAUUCAUUUCUAGCCUGCAACAAAAAACAAGUGAGAUUGAGAUUUUAGCAGUUGAUCUGCCAAAAGCAACUGUGAUACACUUCUUAUCAUUAGAGCUUGAUGGAGAUAGACAAGCCUUUGAUGCUACUGUGAGACAACUGAUGUCACGAUGGCCCAAGCAGAGAUCUUCAUAUUUACAAGCAAUUUGUGAUGAAAUUUACAGUCUCAAAAUGGAAAAGAGGGUUUCUGCACUUAUCCUGUACAGUUACCGAGAUGAAUACAAGGUUUUGUUUUAGUACUUAAAGCAUCAUUUAUGGGAUGCUUCUACAAUUGGACAACACCGUUUUGUCAAAUGGAAUUUCAAAAAGCUGCAAUAAUGCAAGACAGGGAACUAGGGCCUAUUUCUGUGUCCAGACUGCCUUUCAUGUAUACUAUUGGCCUGGUUCUGGCCAGGACAAGGUUAAUAUUUGCUGUAGCUCGGAGGCAUGGCCAGCACCCAGAGGUGGAUCUGUGCCACCUCACACCCUUCCAGGUGGGCACAGCAUGGCAGAGGGAGCACUUGGGCCGUUUCUGUGGACUCGUUCACCCUUCCUGUACUCUGUGCCACUGGUAUUGCUGCUGUUACUGUUUUCUUAUCUCAUGGCUGUUUCCAGUAUACUCUUACCUCAGCCUGUGCUCUUCACCUUCUGUGCUUCCCAAUUCUCCUCUCCAGCCACCCGCAGCGGGAGGGGGUAGUGGGUGGCACAUGCAUUCAGCUGGAGCACUAAACUGGAGAAUGACAUUCCUAAACCACAACAAAUACAAAACUAAAUGCUUUCAAAAUGUGGAAUUAGUUGUUCUGUACGCAAUUAAGGAGCAAGUCUUGACUAGAGCCACAGAUAGGUAUUGCCAUGUAGUUCUUGCCUCUUAUGCUACACAAAUCAGCUGUACAGAUGUAAAACUACUUUUUGUAACAAUUGUUUCAGAAUGCCUUUUGUGCAACAAUAGUACUGCAACAAGAAACAUCCAUUCUAGAAUUAUAAAUGAAAAUUGUUUUAAACAUUUUUGAGGAAUUUUUAUGUAAUAAAAACUGCUGAGCCCUAUUGAAAUACU